Molecule: messenger RNA, 2837 nt
Organism: Brassica napus (rape)
Lineage: Eukaryota; Viridiplantae; Streptophyta; Magnoliopsida; Brassicales; Brassicaceae
Product: WAT1-related protein At4g30420
Exons: 7
Coding region: 213-1316 (367 amino acids)
Cellular component (GO): plasma membrane
Molecular function (GO): transmembrane transporter activity
Source: RefSeq, a predicted model, not a curated record
ACAAUAGAGUCUACUACUACACUUCAUAUAAACAGACAAAGAGAACCGAGAGAGAGAGAGAGAGAGAGAGAGAGAGAGAGAGAGAGAGAGAGAGAGAGAGAGAGAGAGAGAGAGAGAGAGAGAGAGAGAGAGAGAGAGAGAGAGAGAGAGAGAGAGAGAGAGAGAGAGAGAGAGAGAGAGAGAGAGAGAGGGAUAGCAAGAUUCUAGAGGAGAUGGGAAAGUUCGAGGAGCAUAAGCCAGCAUUGGCCAUGAUCGGGAUUCAGAUGUGUUACGCAGGAGUGACUCUUUCUGCAAGAGCUACUAUGGUUAAUGGAUUAAGCCCUCGCGUUUUUAUCCUCUACAGACAAGCUUUUGCGACCAUUUUCAUCUUCCCGUUUCUCUACUUCUCAAGGGGAAAACCGAAGAUAUCUUCACUGGAUCUCAAGAGUUUUUCUUUAAUUUUCUUGGUCUCGCUUGUAGGCAUUACAAUCAAUCAAAACCUGUAUCUUGAAGGUCUUUACUUAGCUUCAUCGGCAAUGGGAAGUGCCGUGGGUAACAUCAUCCCAGCAAUCACCUUCCUCAUCUCAUUUCUGGCAGGAUAUGAGAAAGUGAAUCUCUGGGAUAAAAGAGGCCUAGCGAAGAUAGCAGGGACUAUCCUCUGUGUAGCAGGAGCGACCUCCAUGACUCUGCUUCGUGGACCAAAGAUUCUCAACUCAGGAUCCACUUUACCAGUAGCCAAUGCAGUAUUAGGAGAUUUGAAAGACCAGAACACGUGGCUGUUUGGUUGUUUGUUCUUGUUUUCUAGCACUCUUUGCUGGUCCUUUUGGCUUACACUUCAGGUUCCAAUCUCUGCCUAUUACCCAGAUCACCUCUCUUUAUCAGCUUGGAUGUGUUUAUUUGGAACAUUACAAUGCGCAGUGGUCACUUUCUUCCUUGAGAAGGACCCAAACAGUUGGAUUCUCCAUUCAUACUCCGAGUUUGCAACCUGUCUUUACGCAGGAGUUGGGGCGUCAGCACUUUCGUUUACGGUCCAAGCUUGGGCUAUAUCAAAGAGAGGUCCUGUUUUCUCUGCUUUGUUUAAUCCUCUCUGCACAGUCAUCGUCACAAUCUUGGCUGCUCUGUUCUUCCAAGAAGAGAUUUACAUUGGAAGUUUAAUCGGAGGAUUAGGUGUCAUUAUGGGACUUUACAUUGUGCUUUGGGGUAAAGCAAAAGAUGUCAUGAUGAAUCAAGAACAGAUAGACAGUGAAAACGACUCAGAAGUGAAGAUUCAUAACGAAGAUUUUUCAAACACAACAAACUGUAACAGGGAUCUUGAGGAUCCCCUUCUGUCAAAAUAGAUAUCAACUGAAGAAAUCAAAACACAGCAACAACUAAACUGAUUCAAGAAUAUUUCAUUCUUCUAUUUUCAGAAUUUUAAAAAGAUGUUUUGCUAUAGUAAAAAAACAGUAAAAUGAUUUAUUAAUGAAAAAUAUCAUAGUCCAGUCUAAAUAAGAAGCAUACUUCUACGAUAUGAUAUUUGCCAUAACAGGGGGAAAUCAAGAAUUCUAGAUCCGUUUAGAACUUUGAGUCUUGUUCUUGAAAUGUUUUCAUAUUUAAAAACACAUGCUAAACCUUGAAAGGCUAUAUACCAAAAAAACUUCAAUGUUAUCAUAAAUUUUCGAAAACUUCAAUACCAUUUCUUCAAGUUCCUAUUGAUGGGCUCUUCUUCUUUGCUACCUUCAAAUACAAAAUGAUAACUACAAAGGUUUUACUUGUUCCACCAGAGUGCUUACUAUGCGGUACAAGUCAUGAAUCACGACAACAUCUACUCUUUGAUUGUGUUUACUGUAGGAACGCAAAUUCUACAAUAGGGCGAACUUUUUAUUAAAAUUUAAAAUCAAUACUUACAAGGUUUUAGGCAUUCGCUUGCUCUCGGAUACAUCACGUGUAUUUGCACUGAGCUUGAUAUGGCGUUUACUCACGAGCUCUGGAUCACUUUGGGUCGCUUGGACAACAGCUUACUUGUUGCGUUCUUAAGUGUUGAAAGACUUUUAAAUAUUACAGGUGACUAUGGCACACAAGUCUUAGGCGUUCCUCGCUAUGCGACAGUCUCGAAAGCGGCUUCUGGUGGACAAUAGAGCAUUCGUCGGUGUCGUGGCCAUCACCUACGGGUGAUGAUGGCCUGCAUCCACUCUUUUCCAGCUCCGGCAGAAGACGCAGCUGCUGAUCGUCGUCUAUGGUGGCACGGGGAAGAUGACUACAAGCCGACUUUCUCUAGCAAGGAAACAUGGGAGCAACUUCGGACCCAUCACCCACGGCUUAACUGGAGCAAGGUUUUCUGGUUCCAACAGGGCAUACCUCGAUUUUCAUUUAUAACAUGGCUGGCUUUUCAGGACAUAUUGGCGACACGAGCGAGAAGCAGAGCAUGGGGUUGUAUCCAACCGUGUAUCCUUUGUGGUGAACCGGACGAGACUCGCGACCACCUCUUCUUCGCUUGUUCCUAUUCUUUUACAGUGUGGUUUGACCUAACAUGAUUUCUACUGGGCUCUCGUGUGAAUCAUGACUGGUCUAUCACUAUUGCUUAUCUUCUUUCUCCGCGUAGGAAGGAGAUUGAUACAUGCCUCCUAAAGCUUGCUCUUCAAGCUACAAUACACACAGUGUUUGGCGAGAGAGGAAUAGCAGACGCCACCAUGGCGAUCCUUUUAGCAAAUCUCAAAUGGUUCGCUUCAUCGACAAAACCAUUGGAAACAGGAUAUCCCUCUUCUCUACCGGAAGCCAGCCUUCUAUAGCGACAUGAUGCAACGAUGGGUUGCAAGGACUGUUCCUCCAUAAGUUUUCAGUUCUCUGUUUUCUUUUUGAAAAUUGUAUUCAAUUUCUGA